UUCUCUGUGGUACCACAGACUGCAUCUCUUUCAAAUAGUGAAAGCGGACCAGACAACAUUUUCUGAAUUAGCAUCUCUGGGACUUCUGUGCUCACACACAGCACACAUGUAAGGUCUAACCAAGUACCUGUGCUUUACCUAGGGACAUCACCUCAAGACCACUUUGGAUUAGGGGGAAACUCUGAUUUACAGAAAAGCCAGAGCAACGAUUCAGAAGCAGGAGUUUCAGUGGAGAUCCCAUUUUUGGUCACCUGCUUUAUUUUAUUAUUCACAUUUCGGACAGUUUAUGGAUUAGGGAUAAUGCAACCUUGGGUUAGGUAAAUUAGUUAAAUUUCCUGGAGAUAGAUCUGAAGACAAGAUGUGCUUUCCAGAAAAUAUGGGACUGUAAGGAAAUUCUUUGAUGGAUAGUGAUUUUAAAGAAACAACACAGGAUCAGACUGGGCCGGCGGGGCAACGGGUCCAGACCAGAUCCCCACUGCGCUCCACCAGGCUGCUGAUCUCCCUCCCCUGACGCAUCUGAAGAAUGGGUAGAAGAGAUAUACAAAGCAUCAUUAGAUGGGCAUUAAUUCUUACACUCUGCAUUUUAACUCUAUGGGGAAGAAUAACAGCAGCAUCGUCACACCACAGAAUUCAUUCAGUUCACGUUGAACCGGGUACAUGUGAAGUAAUCGCUGCCCAUAGAUGCUGCAAUAAGAACAAGAUUGAGGAGCGGUCACAAACAGUAAAAUGCUCUUGUUUUCCUGGACAAGUUGCAGGAACCACAAGAGCAGCACCAUCAUGUGUCGAUGCUUCUAUAGUUAUCCAGAAGUGGUGGUGUCAAAUGGAGCCAUGUUUAGAAGGAGAAGACUGCAAAGUUUUACCAGACUUGUCUGGAUGGAGUUGUAGUACUGGAAACAAAGUAAAAACAACAAAGGUCACCCGAUAGUUUCUAAAGGACAUUCAAUAUCCACUCCAGAUGUUGAAAAUGCCAUCAUUGGCCAACGAUACCCAUGGAAAUACUGUGUACUCCAAUUUAAGGGAACUGUUUUGUGAAACAACUGAUGUCAUCAGAUAUCAUAGUUCCAAAGUGACAUUUAUGAGGAGUGCCAUAAUGAUGUAAAACAAAAACUAACAAUUACAAUGUACCUCUUGAAAGGAAGGAACUGACCUUUAAAGACUGUGCAACUUUUUGUUUUAUUAAGGAGACAAAUCUUUUAGGAUGCGCAACCAAAAAAGAAAAAAAUCAUCUUAUGUACAGUACAAAAAACAAAGGAUGUAGGGACCAACCUACCAACGCAACAGCUUCCAUUUAAAGGCUUUUGUGUUUUCACAUUAUGAUUGCUGAGAUAUCCCUUGAUUUAUGAUGGUAUUUUUUGAUUACGCAGAAGCAGUUUAGUUUCCAUUUUACAUGAUGACUUGAUAUAGCUUUUUCUUCUUGUUAAGUAAAAGACACCAAUAUGGUUUUCUGAAAAUGUAUUGUUAACUGUGUGCCUAUCAUGCAUUAUUUUCUCCAAUAACACUGGUGGAUAUGCAGGUAAAGAAUAUAAUAGUCCUGCAAACCAAGGUCCUUAAGAGUUCACAGGUUUUAACAUGGCUUGCCCCUUUCAAAAUGAAAAUAAAAUAAAGCAUUAAACAAAUUGUGCAUUUGAAUAUAUGUGUGGGGGCUGCAAAAUUAAAAACAAUGCUGGGCUAUUUUGAAGAAUUUACCCAGCAAAUUAUGUUUUACAUGUAUUUAGUAUAUGGUUACUAUUAAUCCACAAUAAAAAGUUCCAAAACAUA
This is a messenger RNA of Xenopus tropicalis (tropical clawed frog), 1758 nucleotides long. It is a transcript of the gene tafa3, whose product is annotated as TAFA chemokine like family member 3. The coding region runs from base 524 to 925 and encodes 133 amino acids. NCBI's taxonomy places the organism in Eukaryota, Metazoa, Chordata, Amphibia, Anura, Pipidae. Gene Ontology annotation, biological process: signal transduction. The transcript is spliced from 6 exons. The record is from RefSeq and is a predicted model, not a curated record.